This is a messenger RNA of Oldenlandia corymbosa var. corymbosa, 1755 nucleotides long. Lineage: Eukaryota; Viridiplantae; Streptophyta; Magnoliopsida; Gentianales; Rubiaceae. The record is from the annotation of a GenBank genome assembly.
AUGGCCAGCCAAUUCACCACUUCGUACCCACGCGCCGCCUCACGAGCCACCAUUCCGCCACUCCACAACCCCAGACUACAAAACCCACAUUUUGUUUUCACUAAAGAAUCACAGGGAUUCAUCAAAUUAACAAGGAAAUACCGGCCCAGAAUGGUAAAGAGUUGGAAAAUUCAUGCCUCAAGUGGGGGAGACUCGUAUUUGGAGAUGUGGAAGAAGGCUAUGGAGCGGGAGAGGAAGUCUCAGCAAUUCGAGCAGAUUGCCAAAAAUGUUGCCAGUGAUGAUGAGGAGGAAGAAGGGGAUGAAAAAGGGGCUGAAGUUCUGACCCAAGAAGAUUGGGAGCAAAGAAGUAGGGAUUUCCAGAAGAUUCUGGAAGUUCCUGCUGAAGAAAGGGAUAAAGUUCAGAGGAUGCAAACGGUUGAUCGGGCUGCAGCAGCGAUCGCAGCCGCCAGAGCACUUCUAAAGGAGAAUGUGAAGACUGAGGAAGAAAGUACAGAUUUUGAGGACGGAGAAGGAGCACAAAGAGACGGCAACUCUGUGCUUUCAAUUCGAGACAUCACUAUUGGAACACCGGGGCCGGAUUUUUGGUCAUGGACACCUCCUUCAGAUGAUGAUCACACAUCAAAUGGGGGAGUGGUGAAGUUGGAUCCUAAGGCUUCUUCAAGUCCUGCUAGGUAUAUCCCUCUGAUGGAGAAAGAACGAUCUGCCGACUUUCUGUUACUUCCAUUUGAGAGCAGAAUGUUUCAGAAUAAAGCUCCACUUCCUCCUCUGCAGUCGCUUGUGGAGGGUGAAGAACAGGUCGCCCCCAGUCUUACUCAAGAGACAUCUCAUCUGGAGGACGAGCAAGAAAUUGAAGUUUCAUUUUCAGCUCAUGCUGUAGAAGCAGUGCAGGCUCUUCAAGAGGCCAGUGAAGUAUCGUCUCAGGGUGUUUAUCCAGAUGGAUCAAGGUGGUGGAAGGAGACGGGACUAGAGACACGAGCUGAUGGAGUGGUAUGCCGGUGGACUUUGACGAGGGGCGUGAGCUCUGACAAGGCUGUUGAAUGGGAAGAGAAAUAUUGGGAGGCUGCUGAUGACUUUGGUUAUAAGGAACUUGGUUCAGAGAAGUCGGGACGUGACUCUACAGGAAAUGUUUGGCGUGAAUAUUGGAGAGAAUCAAUGUCUCAGAAUGGUGGGAUUGUCACCCUAGAAAAAACAGCAGAUAAAUGGGGGAAGAAUGGGAAAGGCGAUGAGUGGCAGGAACAAUGGUGGGAACAUUAUGGUGCAGGUGGUUAUGUAGAUAAAUGGGCCCACAAGUGGUGCAGCCUUGAUACAAAUACACCUCUUGAUGAUGGUCAUGCACAUGUUUGGCACGAAAGGUGGGGUGAGAAGUAUGAUGGGCAAGGUGGCAGCACCAAGUACACUGACAAGUGGGCUGAGCGUUUUGUGGGCGAUGGCUGGGAUAAAUGGGGUGAUAAAUGGGAUGAGAACUUUGAUCCCUAUGGUAAUGGCGUUAAACAAGGGGAGACAUGGUGGCAAGGUAAGCACGGAGAUCGUUGGAAUCGCACUUGGGGUGAGCGUCACAACGGUUCUGGAUGGGUGCACAAGUAUGGUAAGAGCAGCAGCGGUGAACAUUGGGACACUCAUGUCCAGCAAGAUACUUGGUAUGAGAGGUUCCCACAUUUUGGUUUCUACCAUUGUUUUGAGAACUCAGUGCAGCUCCGGGAAGUGAAGAAACCAUCCGAGUGGUCCGAAAGUAAAGAAAUAGAAAUAGAAGAAUGA